AUCAAAAAACACUUCUCCAUUUCUCAAACCUCACGGUCGUCUCCUUCUCCCUCUCUUUCUUUCUUUCAUGCUUAAAACCAACACCGCAACCGUAACCUAAAGCUAGUUGCUGCCACCAAUCUCUGCCGCCCAACUGUUGCUGCCGCCUACCACUUACUGUCGUACUACCGCUGCCUUUCCGCCACCUCACUGUUGCCGUGUCUUGCUGCCAACAAGGAGGAGUCUUACGAUCGUGGUCAAGUGUAAUCGUACCUAAGUUUCCCGUGAUCAAGUCUUAAUUUCAGGGGUGGAGUUGAUCGUGCCCAUGCUUGAGUUGGGAUUGGGAUCACCAGUUCCCAUUGAAGCACACUAAACAUCGUACUUCACGUUCUCCAUCGAAUACUUGUAUACCCCAUUGAAGCAGCUUUUGAGAUGAGCGCUAUAGGUAAAAUUGUUGCUACGAGACUUAAAAGUUCAGGACUGUUAAGAAGUCAACCUCUGAUCGCUGGAAAAUGGACUGAAGCUUAUGAUGCGCAUACCCGUGCUGUCAUUUCUAGAUGCAGUAUGAGCACUAAAGCUGAAAAUGUUGCUACGAGGCUUAAAAGUUCAGGGCUGUUAAGAAGUCAAGGUCUGAUUGCUGGAAAAUGGACUGAAGCUUAUGAUGGGAAGGUUAUCGAGGUGACCAAUCCUGCCACUGGUGAUGUUGUAGCAAAUGUUCCAUGCAUGGGUGGAAGGGAGACAAAUGAUGCAAUAUCUGCAGCUUAUGAAACAUUCAGUUCAUGGAGCAAAACCACAGCAGCUGAAAGGAGCAAAUGCCUACGGAAAUGGUAUGAUUUGCUGAUUGCUCAUAAGGAAGAGCUUGGACAACUCAUUACAUUAGAGCAAGGAAAACCCUUAAAAGAAGCAAUUGGUGAGGUUGCUUAUGGGGCUUCCUUUAUUGAAUUCUUUUCCGAGGAGGCAAAACGUGUAUAUGGUGAAAUCAUUCCUACUCCACUAUCUGAUCGCUGGUUGUUUGUUCUGAAACAGCCCGUUGGUGUUGUUGGAGUCAUAACUCCUUGGAAUUUCCCACUGGCAAUGAUUACCAGAAAGGUAGGUCCUGCUCUUGCUAGUGGUUGCACAGUAGUGAUUAAACCAUCAGAGCUUACUCCAUUGACAGCUUUAGCAGCAGCAGAGCUCUCCAUUCAGGCUGGGAUACCUCCGGGUGUAGUGAAUGUAGUCAUGGGAAACGCUAAAGAAAUCGGGGAUGCUUUACUGGCCAGCACACAGGUGAGAAAAAUCACAUUCACGGGUUCAACUGCUGUGGGAAAGAAAUUAAUGGCUGGUUCAGCCAAUACUGUAAAAAGGUUAUCCCUGGAACUUGGUGGCAAUGCACCCUGCAUAGUGUUUGAUGAUGCAGACUUGGAUGUGGCAGUGAAAGGAGCUCUAGGGACUAAGUUCCGUAAUAGUGGACAAACAUGUGUAUGUGCUAAUAGAAUCCUUGUUCAAGAAGGUAUUUAUGAUAAAUUUGCUAGUGCUUUUUCAAAUGCUGUCCAGAAACUUCAAGUAGGGGAUGGUUUUGUUGAUGGUGUUGCUCAGGGACCACUCAUUAAUGAAGCUGCCAUUCAGAAGGUUGAAAAAUUUGUUCAAGAUGCCAUCUCAAAGGGAGCCAAAGUUCUUCUUGGUGGUAGAAGACAUCAUCUUGGAAUGACCUUUUAUGAACCCACAGUAAUGGCAGACAUCAACAAUGAGAUGCUUAUAUCUAGGGAGGAAAUCUUUGGGCCUGUUGCUCCUAUUCUUCCCUUUAAAACGGAGGAAGAUGCUAUUCGCUUGGCAAAUGACACCAAUGCAGGAUUAGCUGCAUAUUUAUUCACAACAAAUAUUCAACGUUCUUGGCGUGUUAGUGAAGCCCUUGAAUAUGGAAUUGUUGGUGUUAAUGAGGGAUUAGUUUCCACGGAGGUGGCUCCAUUUGGGGGAUUUAAGCAGUCUGGUAUUGGACGAGAGGGUUCUAAGUAUGGCAUGGAUGAAUAUGUUGAAGUUAAAUACGUAUGUUUGGGUAACAUGCAUGGUUAACUUAAUUGGGACAAAUGCACCUAUCAUUAAUUGUUCACGUUGGUUAUUUAUAUAUUUGGGGAAUCGUGCAAUCUGGUUUGGAACGUACAAAAUGAGCAUCAGUAGAGUAACGUAGAUAUUUGUUGAGUAAUUGUCAUUUUCUGUUUCCUUUGAGUGACUUGUAUACUUUGGGGAUGAUUCUCAGGUGAUCAAAGAAAGUUUGAUCACCAUAAGCCAAAAGUAGGCCUGAUGACUCAUGGCCACAAAAAAAAAUGUCCUUUAUUUUCUUUUUAGCAAAAAAUCAUUUUCAUAAUUUUACAAAAUGUUAAAAACCUAAUUAAAAUUAGA
Molecule: messenger RNA, 2355 nt
Organism: Chenopodium quinoa (quinoa)
Lineage: Eukaryota; Viridiplantae; Streptophyta; Magnoliopsida; Caryophyllales; Amaranthaceae
Product: succinate-semialdehyde dehydrogenase, mitochondrial-like
Exons: 25
Coding region: 412-2028 (538 amino acids)
Biological process (GO): GABA catabolic process
Molecular function (GO): succinate-semialdehyde dehydrogenase (NAD+) activity
Source: RefSeq, a predicted model, not a curated record